Molecule: messenger RNA, 2329 nt
Organism: Maniola jurtina (meadow brown)
Lineage: Eukaryota; Metazoa; Arthropoda; Insecta; Lepidoptera; Nymphalidae
Gene: ktub
Product: protein king tubby
Exons: 7
Coding region: 159-1388 (409 amino acids)
Biological process (GO): protein localization to cilium
Cellular component (GO): cilium
Source: RefSeq, a predicted model, not a curated record
UUCUCGGGGCAACGGUAGGCAAGAUGAUUUAUAAACAAAAAAUGAGCUUACAAAAUGCCAAUAAUUGUAUUGAAUUUUGAAAUAAAAGUAUUACAAAAGCUUUAAAUAUUGUACAGUUGUCUAUAAACGAUUUACACAGUAUAAAAUAAUAAUACGAGAUGGCUUCGAUAAGCGUACGGGACCAGAAGAUCGAACAGCAACGCCAAAUAAUGGAGCAGAAAAUGAAACAAAAGAGGCAGAAUUCUGGUAUGGUCCAAGCCAAUGAUCUAAGAGUAAGUUCUGCUAAGCGCCCUAUAUCUGGAAGUCGCUCUCGAGAACUACACGGCUAUGAUGGUCCGAUGCAAUUUCUCAUGUCUCCAGUAAAUCCGGACCAAGUUAUCCCUCUCCAAACAAAUAGAAUAUCAACAUAUGAUGAACUUGGGAACCAAAUAGAAGUAUUAACAGUAGGCGAUGAUGUUGGCGAAGGUAGCGGUGAGGAGGAAGGCGAAAGUGUACCAGUGUGCAGUAUGGGACGAGAUGCCAGUACUGACGACGUCUGUACGGAUGCAGCGGUUGCUCCUUUGCAGAAUAGGGCACAGAGGGAUGUCUCACCCAGCCAGACAGCAGAAAUCGAAGGGUCAGUGGAAGGGUCGGUAGAGACGUUCGUGAUAACGCCGGCCAAGCACGGCACGCUCUACAAGUGCAGGAUAGCGCGCGACAGGAAGGGCAUGGACAGAGGGCUGUAUCCCACUUACUUUCUGCAUCUCGAGAAAGAUUAUGGCAAGAAAGUGUUUUUGUUGGCUGGCCGCAAACGCAAGAAAUCCGCGACAUCAAACUACCUAAUAUCAACAGACCCAACUGAAUUAACUCGCCAAGCAGACAGCUUUGCAGGCAAAUUACGAUCCAAUCUGCUCGGUACUGCGUUCACUGUGUAUGACAAUGGUAAAGCGUGGAGGAAGACCCACAGAGACCCGCCUAGGCAUGAACUGGCUGCUGUUGUCUACGACACAAACGUCCUCGGUUUCAAAGGCCCCCGCAAAAUGACGGUCAUCCUCCCCGGAAUGACACCGGACCGUCAAAGAGUGACAAUAGCCCCUCAAGAUGACAGCGAAUCGCUGCUAGAACGUUGGAAAAGCCAAAACUUCGACGACAUCGUCGUUUUGCAUAACAAAACUCCAGUGUGGAACGACGAGACUCAGUCCUACGUUCUCAACUUCCACGGAAGAGUUACACAGGCAAGUGUGAAGAACUUUCAGAUUGUUCACGAUUCGGAGCCAGAUUACGUGGUGAUGCAAUUUGGGAGGAUUUCCGAGGAUGUCUUCACUAUGGAUUUCAGGUAUCCGUUGUGCGCUCUGCAAGCGUUCGGUAUAGCGCUCAGUUCGUUUGACAGCAAAUUGGCUUGUGAAUAGAUUUUUUUAUCUGUGGUUCACAUGUUUUCAAACGAUUUUUCUGGUGUUUUAUUUUUUCAAAAUCAAUAAACUAACAUGAAAUAUGGUUCAUAACCGACUUCCAAAAAGUAUUUAUUUUUCAAUGUAAUUUUGUCAGUCAACUUUAAAGUUUAUUAUCGGUUGACUUUCAAAGAAAACCUGUGAAAUACAAACCUUUGGACACCUAGCUAUGUUAAUGUAUUACUCAAACAUGUGAAUCACAUAGUUUUUAGGUUGUUUUAAUGUAAUGUAGAUAGUUUAUACAAUCAUGUUUUCUUACACACUGAACUUUAGUAGUUGUUUUAUCAAGUUUUUGACAAAAAGGUCACGUUAGAAUGAUCACGUGGAUUUAGAGGCUAAGGGCGAUCAGCCGAUCACAAAGUGCGUACCGUACGCAAUUUAACGUACGGAGUUGAUUAUGUACGUUCAGCUACAUAAUUUGUAAAGUUAGGGGCACUUUCGUAAAAAAAAUGUUCAUAUUAACGGUAAAGGUGAUCACAAAGUCAGUAUCGUACGCAAAUUAACGUACUGAGUUGGUAAUAUACAUUCCGCUACAUAGUUUGUUAAGUUAUGGGCAACUUUCGUAAGAAAAUGUUCAUAUUAACGGUUAACGAAAUCAAAUAGCAGCGAAAGUAGAAACUCUUAAACACGUGAUCGUUAAAAAAAUCACAUAUUAUCGUCAAACGAGCAUUUACAAUAUUAUGUAGAAUAGAAAAAGUUGUUAAAGUUUUCGCCCACUACAUAGGUCCAUAUUCUACCGGCCUAAGGGCGCCAUCAAAAGUGCCGCGCGGAGACAGUGCGACUGCAGCGCUGUGCCCGCGCUGCUUUGUAAAGCCACAUCAUUUCAAUCAAUGAAUUGAUGUGUGGCAGCAGCGGGGUGUAGCGUUGCAGUCGAGCGUUUUUAGCGUUUCGUACUUCAAAAG